This is a messenger RNA of Stegostoma tigrinum, 1552 nucleotides long. Its product is annotated as intercellular adhesion molecule 1-like. The coding region runs from base 36 to 1466 and encodes 476 amino acids. Gene Ontology annotation, molecular function: integrin binding. The record is from RefSeq and is a predicted model, not a curated record. The transcript has 6 exons. Lineage: Eukaryota; Metazoa; Chordata; Chondrichthyes; Orectolobiformes; Stegostomatidae. Gene Ontology annotation, biological process: cell-cell adhesion. Gene Ontology annotation, cellular component: membrane.
CUAUCAAUCAACUACCAGACAAACUUGUUUUGAACAUGGGGAAACCAUCAUUACAGUCUUUCGUUACACCAGUAUCUGAAACUGUCUGGGCUUGGAGACAAAUUGAGAGAUCCACGUUUCUCAGCAGCAUGUACAACAACAUAAUCCCUGCAGUGUUGGCCUUCUGGAUCCAAACAGCAACUGUAACCGGAUUUGAAGUUUCAAUCGAUGUAACUCCUCCAGCAGUGGAAUUUGGUGACUCCAUUGAGAUGAACUGCAGCACAACAUGUCAAAAACCAUCAAUGAAUGUGGAAUAUAAACCAGGGGUAAACCCUACCAGAACAAAUAGCAGUACUUGGUACAAUGAUUAUUUCCAAAGUGUCCAGAAUUGGGAUUUUACACUAGCAUGUUCUGUGAUGUGUAAAUUGGACAAUUUUCAGCUGAAGGAGAAGAAAAUGUCUGUCACAGUAUACAAUCGAGAGAUAAACAUUAUAUCACUCCCUGAAGUGCUGGAGGUUAACAGGAGAUAUAGUCUGCAGUGCAUCGGACCAAGAGUCUACCCAAACAACAAACUCAUUCUCACAUGGAUAAGAGGGAGUGAGAUUGUUCAGAGAAAUUCUGCAGAAAACCAAGGUCUUCCGGAUGAAGAUAACAGGUUGAGAAAUGUCUUCAAUUUCACUGCAAGUCUAUCAGAUGAUGGACAGGAGUACACCUGCUUGGCUGAAGUGGACUUGGGCUCUAACACCACAAUGUCAAUCACAAACUCCUCUGUCACUCUGCAAACCUACUCUUUCAUGGAUCAGCCUAGAAUCCUGGACAAAAGGCCCAAAGAAGUGAAGCAAGAGGUCAUAUUAACAUGUGAGGUCUCAGAUGUCUAUCCAGUUGAGAAGAUGAGAGUACGAUGGUUUCAGGAUGGUGAGGAACUGAACUCAGUUACCACAAGGCCAAAUUCUAACACUGUCCAAUCAACAGCAGCGUGGACACCGCAGGAAACUGGUCUGAUCGAAGUUGUCUGUAUGGCUGAUUUUGAGAAGUAUCCAUCAGUUCCCUCAAAGAAUCACACGGUCUUCAUUGAGGUGUACGUUUUCUCUUCCCCUGAAAUCCAAAUACCAACCAGCCAUGAAGGAAAUCUGGUUAACAUUACGUGCCAUGUAUUAAAUGUCUCAGGGGAUCUUGAACUCAGACUGAAGAAAGAAAAUGACAUAUUAGCGAAAGGAUCGAGCAGUACUGGGCUCACUAUCUCUCAUACAGUACAGGCUCAAGCAAAGCUGGAUGGACAGCAGUUUAUCUGUGAAGCUGAACUGAAACUUCAAGAUCAGUCAAUAACCAGCCCUGUUAUUAAACAACAGGUUGGAACCCUCCAUGUCCUGUAUCAAACAACAACCAGAAGGCUUGCAGCAAAGAUCACUGGCCUCACCUCUGUUGCAAUCAUAGCUGGAGGAUUGUUAUGUAUCAUAAUCAUUUAUUGUAUAGAGCAAAAUAAAUAGCAGCAAACAAUCUUUGUAUGUGCAGCCAAGAUCAACGUUUAUGAUGAUAUGGUCUCAGAGCUGACACAAUAAAAGGAUAAACAACU